Molecule: messenger RNA, 1932 nt
Organism: Lampris incognitus (smalleye Pacific opah)
Lineage: Eukaryota; Metazoa; Chordata; Actinopteri; Lampriformes; Lampridae
Product: proton myo-inositol cotransporter-like
Exons: 10
Coding region: 1-1908 (635 amino acids)
Biological process (GO): transmembrane transport
Cellular component (GO): membrane
Molecular function (GO): myo-inositol:proton symporter activity
Source: RefSeq, a predicted model, not a curated record
AUGUCCUUCCUUAUGUCCUGCAGCCACCAUGAAUACAAUCUGCGGAGCAUGAACAACCUCAUGGGCGACAGGGAAAAAAACAGAGCCGCGGAGCGGAGUCUUAUCGGGGCUCCACCUGACUUCAGUAAUCGCUCAUCGGCGGACGGCGUUUCUAUCACCGCUGCGGAUUUACUGGAUGAAGAUGCCUCCACACCAUCAUUCGUGUACGUCCUGGCUUUCUUCUCGGCCUUGGGAGGAUUCCUCUUCGGGUAUGACACCGGGGUGCUCUCCGGGGCCAUGUUGCUCCUGAAGAGGCAGAUGAAUUUAAGUGCUCUGUGGCAGGAACUGCUGGUCUCCAGCACAGUGGGGGCCGCCGCGCUGUCCGCGCUCACCGGCGGAUCACUGAAUGGGGCUUUAGGGCGCAGGAUCUGCAUGCUGAUAGCCAGUUUCAUCUUCACCGUCGGCGGGGUCCUUCUUAGUGUGGCCCCCGACAAGGUUGCUCUCCUGGCGGGCAGAAUAACAGUCGGUUUGGGUAUAGGCCUUGCCUCCAUGACAGUUCCUGUCUACAUAGCAGAGGUCUCACCCCCCCAUAUGAGAGGUCAGCUGGUCACCAUAAACAACCUCUUCAUCACCGGAGGCCAGUUUGUUGCGAGUCUGGUGGAUGGAGCUUUCAGCUACUUGCAUCGGGAUGGCUGGAGAUACAUGUUGGGUCUCUCCAUUGUCCCCGCCAUGCUUCAAUUUGUGGGUUUCCUCUUCUUACCGGAGAGUCCACGCUGGCUGCUUCAGAAGGGCCGCAGCCAAGAGGCCCGCUGCGUGCUCAGUCAGAUCCGAGGGCAACAGAGCAUAGAGAGCAUAGACGAAGAGUAUGACACCAUCAAAACCAGCAUCGAGGAGGAGGAGAAAGGGGCUGAAGGAGGAGGCCUUGUCAUCUGGCGCAUCCUGAGCCACACCCCGACACGCAGAGCCCUCACCGUGGGCUGCGGCCUUCAGAUGUUUCAGCAGCUUUCUGGAAUCAACACAGUCAUGUACUACAGUGCCACCAUUCUGCAGAUGGCAGGUGUGCGGGAUGACAAACAGGCCAUCUGGUUAGCAGCUGCAACAGCAGCUACAAAUUUCCUUUUCACCCUGGUGGGGGUAUGGCUCGUGGAGAGGAUUGGCCGCAGAAAACUCACGCUGGGCAGCAUUUUAGGUACUGCUCUGAGUCUGACUCUGUUGGCUGUCGGGUUCCUGCUAUCAGCCCAGAAUUCGCCUCCCGUCACUCUCCACCCAGCCGACCAUCUGAACUCCACAUGUGCGCUAUACAGGUCCUGUGAUCCCUGCAUGCUAGAUCCCAACUGCGGAUUUUGCUACCGUGACAAUAGCACUGGAGCGUAUGACUCUUCCUGCAUACCUGUCAAUCAAGUGUCCAAGGAUCAUGCAGCUUGGGGCAGGUGUUCCAACCAGACUGACUUGAGUGAUGGCCCAUUCUGGGCCUACAACUACUGUCCCACCUCCUACUCUUGGAUUGUCCUGCUUGGCCUCAUCCUCUACCUUGCAGCCUUUGCCCCAGGUAUGGGUCCGAUGCCUUGGACAGUGAACUCUGAGAUCUACCCUAUGUGGGCCCGAAGCACAGGAAACGCCUUCUCAGCUGGAGUUAACUGGACCUUCAACGUCCUGGUGUCCCUGACCUUCUUGCACAUCACUGAAUAUCUUGGUUAUUAUGGGGCAUUCUUCCUGUACGCGGGCCUGGCGGGGCUUGGCCUGCUCUUCAUGUUUGGCUGCCUCCCAGAGACCCGGGGCCUGCAGCUGGAGGAGAUCGAGAACCUGUUUGCCGGUCAGCUCUGCUUCUGUGGAGCCUACUCGCAUGACGGCAAUCGUGAUGUCCAGUACACACGGGUAAAAGGCAACAACUACCACCUCUCUGACAACGAGGCCUCAGAUGUGGAUUAGGAUCGAGGGAUACCGUCGUUUUUA